UCUGGAUCGGCCACGGUCGCACAUCGCUCUUUCAAGUACCUUAAACCUAAAACUUCGGUGACGAUAUAGCGUGAGCGCAUGGAGCCACAACUUCAUCAAAUGGAUCGGGGUUGGAGCGUUGCAGGAACUGCCUGCGUGACCGCCUUCUUCACAGUGGUGAUGAUGACCAACUCAGGAUUCUUCUACGUGUCCUUCAUGGAGGAAUUUCACGUCGACCGGGAGUCAGCGUCCUGGCCUGCCAGCGUGGUGUCCGUUGUAGCACACUCGAGUGGCCUCCUUGUGUCAAUUGGUCAGGGGAAGCUGUCCGUCUUCCAGAUGGGAAUGCUCGGCAGUGUCUUCCUCUGGGCUGGAAUGCUGGGUGCUGCGUUCGCACCAAACAUCAUGUGGAUGACGCUGACGUUGGGCCUCAUUCACGGUUACUUUCGUGAUACGAAGGGCAGCUACGAUGGACUCUACCAGCUACAAGCCGGAAUACACGGUUGCGUCGGCAGCCUGUUUGGCAUAUUAAGUGUUUUAGACCACAGACGGCAGAAGAAGUGGGUGACAAACUGAGUUCCGUAGGCUAAAUCUUACUUCGUAGAUACUUACUAGGACAAAAAUGUUUAUAUAUGUGAUUGCGCUACGAAGUAUGUUGAGGACUAAAGACUGCUGAAAAUCGCACGCCUUUUUCAUGCCUCAACUAACAGAUUAACAUUCUUUGGUUAUGAUCACUAAAUAUGAACCGAUUCGGUAACAAUUAAUUCGGCAAUCAUUACAUCUGCUGACGUUUAGCCGACAAACAGGCCAUUUCUCGAAAGGACGUUCUAAUACUUCCCUAUGCAUGCCGCGCGGACGAAGAAGUUCCGUGGCCGGCACAAGAAAAUCCUCUGUGCGUCCGAUGCGGCAAUACUCCAAAGGGCAAGGUAGUCUGGGAACACAGUGCACGCGGGCUAGCAAGCAUUGCUUUUAGGGCAGAAAAAUCAACCGCGGAUCCACUCAUUGUUUCGCUGAAGGCGGAUCAGCAGUUUAGUCAGCAAUGGGGCUCUUCUUUAUGACUCCUAGGAUGGUCUAGAGCAACGCGCUUACAUGCGCGUGGAUGUCAGCUAAGAAAAAAAAAUGCUCGAAAUGGGCACUGAUUGAUUCACUGAUUGACAGCGAGAGGGUGCUAAUCUCUCAAGAUGGUGGCGCCAAAGUUAAAUUUGGCACAGUCUGUUACUUAGUCGAGCUCCGCCACAAUUCUGGAAUGUGCGGUCUGCUACAGCGGCGCUCAGCUGUGCAAGAGCCCUUCUUCGAGUUCCACAGGAGCGUCUUUGAGUGUGGGUAGUACUGUAAAACGCGUUAAAUAAACACUAUACGAC
Molecule: messenger RNA, 1337 nt
Organism: Dermacentor silvarum
Lineage: Eukaryota; Metazoa; Arthropoda; Arachnida; Ixodida; Ixodidae
Exons: 4
Coding region: 79-552 (157 amino acids)
Molecular function (GO): monocarboxylic acid transmembrane transporter activity
Source: RefSeq, a predicted model, not a curated record